AUUUUAUCUGGCAAUACUGAUCCGUUGUCUCGUUUACAGGAAUUAUUCAAUUUAGUUUUUAAAUAUGUGAAGUUCAAAAUUUAUUUAAGGCUUAAUUAAUAUUUUAAUAGUGAUAAAUUCGUAUUUUUUUGGUAUAUAAUAUCUAAGAUAAAAAUGGAUACUUUGUACAUUGGGAACUUGGAAAAUCGUUGUCGAACUUGCCUCAACAAUACAUCGAACAAAAUGCAUGAUAUUUUCGCUGAAAAAAGUGAUUCUAUUAACGCUGCUGAAAUGCUGACGUCAUGUACAUCAAUAGUGGUGAACCAGGAUGAUUCUUUACCAAAAAUACUCUGUGGAAGUUGCUAUAACUGCCUUGUUAGCUUCUAUGACUUUAGAAAAUUAGCUGAGAAGAUAGAUACACAACUAAGGCAACAAUUGAGUAAUAUUACGUCUCUAGACGGUGAGAACGUAAUGAUUGAAAUAAAAGUUGAAAACAAUGUUCCUGACGCAGGCGCCGAUUAUGAUUUACUAGACUGUGGAGAUUUUGAAGUAAUGAAACAGGAAUUUGAAAGUCAUAGUUCAGAUGAAACAUCAAAACCAUUUUUGUGUGAUAUAUGUUAUCAAUCAUUCGAUAGUUCUAUUCAAUUGGAAACACACAGUCAGACACACAUAACAGACGCAAAACUCAAGUGUAACAAGUGCAAUAUGAGUUUUGACAAAAAAGCCAAGUUAGAACAACAUAAACACAAACACAGCAAAAGCAAAUUGUACACUUGUAGCUUCUGCUCGGAAACAUUUAAGCAUCAUUUCAAGUAUGUCAAACAUUUGAUCACGCAUGGUGAAGAUGUAAAAAGCAGGUCUUUUAUGACAGAAAUUAAUCAGAAUGAGAACCAACAUUUCGAGUGUGGUGUGUGUUCCACAAGCUUUAAAUCUACACAUUCCCUUGCAGCACAUAUGCGUAAACAUACAAAAAAAGAUAGGGUUUUAUCCUGUUCUAUAUGUAGUAAGGUAUUUAAGAAAAUAAGCCACUUGAAAAGACAUGAGCUAUCACAUGAAAAUAAUAGACCAUUUAAAUGUACACAAUGUUCAAAAUCAUUUAUAUCGGAAAGUCUUCUAACAGAACAUAUGAAUAAGCACAAUGGUGUGAAGCCACAUGCAUGCCCUAUCUGCAGGAAGACAUUUUCUCAUUUGUCAACAUUAACUUCACAUAUUAAAAUUCAUACACGGGAAAAACCACAUUUAUGUCCGACAUGUGGGAAAAGGUUUGAUUCUACCACUAACCUAAACCAGCAUAUAAAGAGGCAUAUUGGACUGAAGAUGUUUGCUUGUAACUUGUGUCCUAGGACAUUUGUAAGUAAAGGAGAGUUAAAAUCACAUGGUAUAACUCACACUGGAGAGCGUUCCUACACAUGUGAUCAGUGUGGCUCAUCAUUUACUAAAAGGAGUUCACUUUGCAAACAUAAGUUGAAUCAUUUAGGUGUAAAACCUUAUCAGUGUGAUGUUUGCCCUAUGAAAUUUGUGGGAAAAGAACAUUUGAAACGGCACUAUCGCAUCCAUACCGGCGAGAAACCGUACCGCUGUGAUAUGUGUGAUCGUGCAUUCACUCAGAGCAAUGAUUUGGUGAAACAUCGUCGGGCACAUUUAGGCGACAAGUUGUAUAGGUGCGCUGAAUGCACAGAAGGUUUUCGCCUUAAAAGCGAGUUGCGUCAACACAUAUCUGAACAUUUCAUAUCUCGCCAACUUCAAGCGUUAACUGUCAAUAAAGCAACUGAAGUUGACAGUGUAUCCACAGUUGGUGAAAUAGAACAAAGUACACCCAACAUUAUAGUGCAUGGUAAUGAUAUAACAGCUGACAACGAGAACAUGGUAAUUAUCCAGAAUGAAUCUCUUUUGGUUGACGGUAAUGAAAAAUGACAGGAUUUGGGAAAAUAAUUUUGUCUGUUUACUUACAAGUAGCUAUGGAUAUUAUAUUGUAAUUAGUAGAUAAUUUUUUGUACAAAUAGUCCAAUAAUGUUUAAUUUGUUUAACAGUGAAAUCCUAGAUUAUAUAGAUAGAGCCUCAUGCUUCAAAAAAAGGUCAACUUUUUGUCAGCUAAUCGUCAAAUUAGCUGACUCUUUUUUUAAUUAGUGUUCUAUAUACUUUAUAAUGCAACGUAUCUUGACGUGUCUAUAUUAAUUAAAAUGAGUUUUUGUGUAUGAAAAAGUGAAAAAGUUAUAAGACGAAAAAUAGAAUUAAUAAAAAGUCACGUUUUUAUAAAUUUUUUUUUUAUGAAAUUUUUUACAUAAUGUAAAUAUUUCUUUAGAUAAUUAUUUAGAGAUAUUAUUGAGUAGGUAUUAUGCAGACUUUGUUAUUUAACCAAAUUGAUUGUUUUCAAAAACAAAAUCUAUCAGAAUGAAUAAAAAUGGCCGCCAUUUUUAUUUUCUUUGUUAUAUGGCCAAUUGCUUUCAAAAUCGAUAUCUGAAGAUUCAUAUACAUUUUCAAUAUGGAUCCGGUGUCAGAAUUAAUCAAAAUAGCCGCCAUUUUAAUUUAAAGUCAUGAAAGUAUUUAUUAUUGGUAUUAAGAAAUGAUAAUUAAAAUACAAAUAAAUAUUUUUUACAUUUAGUUAACUUAAUUACAAUUAAUUAACUCAUAUUCUCUAUUGCCAUAUGUAGGUAUUUCCAAAAACUCGCAUAAAAUUAAAAUGGAUCUCACUUUGAUUAUUUUUAAAAUUUUACUAUUUUUUUAAGCAAUAUGAAAGAAAUAUGAAGUUCCGUCUAUCAUAUUCUUAUUCUUUACCUACGCAUUAUUUUCAAUAUAUAAAUAAUAUAAUUGAAUAUAUGAAUAAAGUUAAAUUUUAUAAAGGAUUAUUUAAUCCUAAUAAUAUUUUAAGUUACGGUCCUCACAUAUUUACCUUAAUCUAAAGUUAUAAUUUCUAAUCUGGUAACACUGUUGCGUACACAAUAGUAUGAAAAAGUUCACCCGCUUUUUUUGAAGCAUUUGUAUGGAGAUAUUAUCUAUAUAAUCUAAGAAUGAAAUAUAAAUUAACUUCUUAGUUAACACCUAAAUUAUUAAGAUUAGUUAAAUUUUUUGUUUGAAAUAUCUAAGUACAAAUUUAUUUUUUCCAUUUAAAUAGUUACAGAAAUAAAUAAUCUUGGAUA
Galleria mellonella (greater wax moth) is the source of this 3116-nucleotide messenger RNA. RefSeq names its product zinc finger protein 883-like. Gene Ontology annotation, molecular function: zinc ion binding. Gene Ontology annotation, cellular component: nucleus. The coding region runs from base 154 to 1893 and encodes 579 amino acids. The transcript is spliced from 5 exons. The record is from RefSeq and is a predicted model, not a curated record. Lineage: Eukaryota; Metazoa; Arthropoda; Insecta; Lepidoptera; Pyralidae.